Phaethon lepturus (White-tailed tropicbird) is the source of this 783-nucleotide messenger RNA. RefSeq names its product plasma membrane calcium-transporting ATPase 2-like. The record is from RefSeq and is a predicted model, not a curated record. The annotation marks the transcript as partial. The transcript is spliced from 4 exons. Gene Ontology annotation, molecular function: P-type calcium transporter activity; PDZ domain binding; ATP binding. Gene Ontology annotation, biological process: regulation of cytosolic calcium ion concentration. Gene Ontology annotation, cellular component: membrane; intracellular membrane-bounded organelle. Lineage: Eukaryota; Metazoa; Chordata; Aves; Phaethontiformes; Phaethontidae.
UGGGGGGCUGUGGGGCAGCAGUGGGGUUUGCCCUCACCUCCGUCUCUCCCCUCUCCAGGCCUGUCCGGGAACCCGACCGACCUGGAGAAGAGGCGGCAGGUCUUCGGCCAGAACUUCAUUCCUCCCAAAAAGGCCAAGACGUUCCUGCAGUUAGUGUGGGAGGCACUCCAGGACGUCACGCUGAUCAUUUUGGAAAUCGCAGCCAUAAUCUCCCUGGGCCUGUCCUUCUACCACCCUCCAGGCGGUGACAAUGAGCUGUGCGGCCAGUCGGCGGGCGGCGUGGAGGACGAGGGCGAGUCGCAGGCCGGCUGGAUCGAGGGGGCGGCUAUCUUGUUUUCGGUGAUCAUCGUGGUGCUGGUGACCGCCUUCAAUGACUGGAGCAAGGAGAAGCAAUUCCGGGGCCUCCAGAGCCGCAUUGAGCAGGAGCAGAAGUUCACGGUCAUCCGCAAGGGGCAGGUGAUUCAGAUCCCGGUGGCCGAGAUCGUGGUGGGAGACAUCGCACAGAUCAAGUACGGUGACCUCUUGCCAGCAGAUGGGAUCCUGAUCCAGGGCAAUGACCUGAAAAUAGAUGAGAGCUCGCUGACCGGGGAGUCAGACCAAGUCAAGAAAUCGCUGGAUAAAGACCCCAUGCUGCUGUCGGGUACCCAUGUGAUGGAGGGCUCCGGCAGGAUGGUGGUGACUGCCGUGGGUAUCAACUCCCAGACGGGAAUCAUCUUCACUCUCUUGGGUGCAGGAGAAGGAGACGAGGAAAAGAAGGUGAAGAAAGGUAAGGAGAUCCACUGA